UAGCAUAAUCUAGCGAAACGAAAUUUUGUGUUUCAAUCAAUUCCUGCACAAUUUUGUAAUUUGUUGGCUCAGGUACUUCUGAUGAUGAACGCUACGAUGAAUAUACAAGAUUGUGACAUCAAGAUGGACUUCGAUGGCACCCGCACCCCUUUGAUGGAAGCUGCUAGUGCGGGGCACGUGGAUAUCGUAUCGUGGUUGAUUACUCACGGGGCCGAUGUUAAUACUCGAUCUGCAUCAUGUAACACACCUCUGAUAUAUGGAUGUUCCAGUGGACACAAAGAAAUUGUACGUAUUUUAUUAGACUCAGGUGCUGAUGUUGAAGAUCACAAUGAAGACGGUCAUACUCCUCUAAUGGAAGCAGCAAGCGCCGGACAUGUUGAAGAAGUUGUACGUAUCUUAUUAGAUUGGGGAGCUAAUGUUGAGGAUUACAAUGAAAAUGGUCGCACACCUUUAAUGGAAGCAGCAAGUACCGGGCAUGUAAAUAUUGUGUCGUUGCUGAUAGCUCACGGAGCUGAUAUUAAUGCUCAAUCUACAUCAAAUGACACACCUCUUAUAUACGGAUGCGCCGGUGGACAUGAAGAGAUUGUACGUAUCUUAAUAGACUUUGGAGCGAAUGUCGAGUUUUGCAAUGAGAUCGGUUGUACACCUCUGAUAAAAGCAGCGAGCGCCGGGAAUGUAGACAUCGUGUCUUUGUUAAUUGCUCAUGGAGCCGAUGUUAAUGCUCGAUCUGCAUCGUGUAACACACCCCUCAUAUACGGAUGCGCUGGUGGACAUGAAGAAGUGGUACGCGUUUUACUAGACGCGGGCGCCGAUGUUGAGGAUCAUAAUGAGAAUGGCCAUACAUCUCUAAUGGAAGCAGCAAGCAUUGGGAAUGUAAAUAUCGUGUCUUUACUGAUUGCUUAUGGGACUAAUGUUCAUGUUCGGUCUACAUCAUGUAACACAUCUCUCAUGUAUGGAUGCGUCGGUGGACACGAAGAAGUACGUACCUUAAUAGAUUCGGAGGUCAAUGUCGAGGAGCACAAUGAGAUCGGUUAUACACCUCUGAUGAAUGCAGCAAGCGCCGGGCAUAUUCAAGUCGCCAAGGUCCUGCUUGAACACAACGGCAUCUACAGACGGUCUAAUAAAUUGGAAAAGACACCAUUGACGUUGGCCUGUUUUAACGGACAUUUAGAAAUGGUCCGUUUAUUGCUAGAAACUCGUACGGAUCAAGAGCAUAAAUCCCAGGAGAUGCAUAUCGCUCUUAUCGAGGCAUCAAUAAACGGUCAUAUAAAAGUGGCUCGUUUACUUUUAGAUUCAGGUGCCCAAGUAACAAUGACUGAUAGUUCCGAAACGCCAUUAACGUUCGCUGCUAGCAAAAAUCUUGUGGACUUGGCUCAGCUCUUGAUCGAGCGUGGAACAAACAUCGAGGAAGUUAAUGACGAAGGUUAUACGCCAUUGAUGCAAGCAGCGCUUGAAGAUAAUGAAGAAAUGGUCACAUUACUUUUGAAUGAAGGUGCAAACAUCAACGCUCAAAAUAAAGAAACUAAGGAAACGGCGCUUGUCCUGGCUUGUGAAAAUGGUUAUUUAGGAACAGUCGAUCUUUUAACCAAGGCGGGAGCGGAUAUUGAGCUUGGUGCAGACACCCCUCUGAUGGAGGCUGCGGCGGAAGGAUACUUAGAUCUUGUUCAAUAUUUACUGGAAUCUGGAGCGGAUGUUCACGCUCACAAUCAGAUGCUAGAAGAGGAGAGCCAGGAAUCUUAUACGGCAUUCACGAUCGCGUGCAAAAACGGUCACCUUGCUGUUGCUGGCCUUUUAUUGCAAUUUGGCGCCGAUCUAAGACAUUUUUUUCCAAAUUAUCUGGACGAAGAACAUAACCGGACAGCAUGCAAUAUUAUAUGA
This is a messenger RNA of Trachymyrmex cornetzi, 1878 nucleotides long. RefSeq names its product ankyrin repeat and KH domain-containing protein 1-like. Gene Ontology annotation, cellular component: cytoplasm. Gene Ontology annotation, molecular function: protein binding. NCBI's taxonomy places the organism in Eukaryota, Metazoa, Arthropoda, Insecta, Hymenoptera, Formicidae. The transcript has 2 exons. The coding region runs from base 82 to 1878 and encodes 598 amino acids. The record is from RefSeq and is a predicted model, not a curated record. Gene Ontology annotation, biological process: innate immune response.